Molecule: messenger RNA, 3054 nt
Organism: Carassius carassius (crucian carp)
Lineage: Eukaryota; Metazoa; Chordata; Actinopteri; Cypriniformes; Cyprinidae
Product: voltage-dependent calcium channel gamma-2 subunit
Exons: 4
Coding region: 543-1538 (331 amino acids)
Biological process (GO): neurotransmitter receptor transport, postsynaptic endosome to lysosome; regulation of AMPA receptor activity; transmission of nerve impulse
Cellular component (GO): voltage-gated calcium channel complex; postsynaptic density membrane; AMPA glutamate receptor complex
Molecular function (GO): voltage-gated calcium channel activity; channel regulator activity
Source: RefSeq, a predicted model, not a curated record
CAGUCUGAAUCUCACAUUCUUCCUAAACCAGUAUUUAUCCUCAAUUCCUAACACAUCAAAUCUACGCGCCUAAAUUGUCAUAAUUAAAACCGAGUAUUGUUCAACAUUGGCUUAACUGCUGUGGCGUUUGAAUGACAUGCUCAGGCUAUUAUUAAAGGCCUCGCCAAUUAAUUAUUAUCUUUGAUUAGUGGCUUUGCAGCGUGAAUGUUCAUGUAAGUUUAAGCUGUAGCACUAGCUGCUGCAUAUCUUAACUCGUUUAGGAAAAAAGAGAGACAAGGACAAACGAUUUAGGACGGUAAUAUAGCUCUAACAGUGCGGAAAGCGUACCGUUCCACUCCGAAAACAAACGAAAAAGCCACAAAGGCUCACCUAUUUCUUCCUUAAUCGGUUCUCACCCAAACGCAACCAUAAGGUUCCUACCGCAUCCUCCCCCUUCCCCCUCCUUUCGCUCAAAUAUAUCCCAUUUUUUAAAUUUGGUUUGGUCCCGUAAAUUUUCAAAUAUUUAUUUCCUAUACAUCAAGAGGAAAGGGGGUCCCCCUUUCAUGGAAUGCGGCAACAUGGGUGUGUUUGACCGCGGAGUUCAGAUGUUAUUGACCACGGUGGGCGCGUUCGCCGCCUUCAGUCUCAUGACCAUCGCGGUGGGCACGGACUACUGGCUGUACUCGCGCGGCGUGUGUAAGAUCAAGAGCAACAACGAGAACGAGACCAGCAAGAAGAACGAGGAGGUGAUGACCCACUCGGGACUCUGGAGGACAUGUUGCUUGGAAGGAAACUUCAAAGGAUUGUGUAAGCAGAUAGAUCACUUUCCAGAAGACACAGAUUAUGAAGCAGAUGCCUCGGAGUACUUCUUACGAGCCGUACGAGCGUCUAGUAUCUUCCCCAUCCUCAGCGUCAUCCUGCUCUUCAUGGGUGGCCUGUGUAUAGCUGCCAGCGAGUUCUACAAGUCCCGUCACAAUAUCAUCCUCAGUGCAGGAAUCCUCUUUGUGUCCGCAGGCCUCAGUAACAUCAUUGGCAUGAUCGUGUACAUAUCAGCCAAUGCGGGGGAUCCCUCAAAGAGCGACUCCAAGAAGAACAGCUACUCGUAUGGCUGGAGUUUCUACUUUGGUGCUUUAUCCUUUAUCAUGGCUGAAAUGGUGGGCGUGCUGGCCGUGCACAUGUUCAUCGACCGGCACAGGGAGCUGCGGGCAGGCGCGCGGGCUGCAGAUUACCUGCAGGGCUCUGCUAUCACACGCAUCCCCAGCUAUCGGUACCGCUACCGGCGCCGCUCCCGCUCCUCAUCCCGCUCCACAGACCCCUCGCACUCCCGCGAUGCCUCACCGGUGGGCUUGAAGGGCUUUGGGGCUCUACCCUCCACCGAGAUCUCCAUGUACACACUCACCCGUGGGGGCGACACCCUAAAGGGCGGCCACGGUACUCCCACCGCCACCUACAAUUCGGAGAGGGACCACAACUUCCUGCAGGUCCACAACUGCAUCCAGAAGGACUUGAAAGACUCAUCCCACACUAACACAGCCAACCGACGCACCACCCCCGUAUGAGGCACAACCUCCCCCCAUAUAGAUAGCUGGGUGAGGGAGACAGGAGCAGGGCAGAGAGGGGGCGGAGGCCCGAAAUAUUAUAGACAAAACUUCAUGUACCAUGUGUUUUCCUGAUUUGGAGAAACCGGGAGGAUUUUUACAUUUCGAUCAGAGAUUACACAUGUAUGCAUGACUUUGCCAUUUGCCAUUGACAAAAUGAUGCUGGUUUGAAAUGAAGAAAGGCUAUAAGAGAUAUGCAGAAGGGUUCUUUCGGCCCGUGACAUGGGAGCUGUAGCUUGUGACAUUGAAUUGACAUGUUUUUGUUAAGGAAGCAUUUCACCACCCAUCGGUCUACAUGGAUCAGCAAGCUACUGCUCCCUCAUAAGUCUUCUUCCGCUCUCCACUAUAUUCAUCAUAUUUAUUUGCUCAUUUGUUAUUUGCAUUAAAAAAAAAACUGUGAACCACUGCAGUAAGGUAUUCAGUAAGAAAUAGCCCGGUCUGCAAUCUCUUACAAAAGGUACAAUAUAUAUAUACAUAUAGUAUAUAUAUAUAUAUAUAUAUAUAUAUGUGUGUGUGUAAAUAUAUAUUAAUUUUAUAAAUAAAUCAACAUAAUAAUCAAGACUUUUCUGAGGCAAAAAAAAGUCAAACUGCUGUUUGUUGGAGCUACGACUGUAGCUGGACGACUGAUGAAAUCACAGAGAAUCUUCACUGCAAAGCUGCUGUACCACGAGACUGACAAAGACGUUCAACCUUAGACAAAAUUCUAUUCUUUUAAAAGAACCUUCUCAUCUUUUUCUCAGUCCCUGUUUGCUUCCUUUUUUUGUCUACUCUCGCAUUUGGUCGUCAUGGGAGCGAACGACAGAAGAAGAAAAAACGCAAACCCCUUGGCUGGCACGAGUGACAAAAAGGGGUCAGACUUCGCUGAAAGACUCCAGAAACGACUGCCAAGACGAAAAAAAGGGAGGAGGGGGGAGCAAAAGAAGAGGAUGCUGAACUCUUAAUAAAUACUUGCAAGAACGCAAGUGACAAAUAAAGUACGAAAUAUUACGAGAAAUGAAGCUAAGUGACUCACGAAUACAAAGAUUAAAUGCAUGCUAUAAAUUUACAGCAAACCUGCUCUUGAAACUUAAGUUUUAAAGGAUAAUGAUAAUUAUAAAGGGAAAAGCAAUGUUAAAAAAGUUAAAUAUUAAUGUUUUGUGUACUUUCUGUUUUGGUUUUUAUUAUUAUUAAUUAUAUUAUUAUUAUAAUUAAUCAUUAUAAUAAUAUACUUGGGUGAAAAACCAAGCAAACAAAAUAUGACAAAACUGAUUUUUUUUUUUUAAUUCUGAGUUGGUUGUUUCUUUCUAUCCAAGUGCAUUUCAUUUACUCCUUUCUUUUUCUCGGAAUCACACGCCUUAGUCAUUUCAUAUUUCUAUGGAUUCAUUUUAAAAGUGUCGUUUUCUUUGAAAUGAAAUCUAAAGGUGCCAAAACAGAAUGAUCCUAAACUUGGAUGCAUCAAGUCCUGAUGAAUAAACAGACAAACCCAAGGGGGAACGAA